Molecule: messenger RNA, 2567 nt
Organism: Solea senegalensis (Senegalese sole)
Lineage: Eukaryota; Metazoa; Chordata; Actinopteri; Pleuronectiformes; Soleidae
Product: cytokine-dependent hematopoietic cell linker
Exons: 18
Coding region: 69-1295 (408 amino acids)
Biological process (GO): intracellular signal transduction; cell surface receptor protein tyrosine kinase signaling pathway
Source: RefSeq, a predicted model, not a curated record
UUAUUCACCACACAGGAAGUCAUUUUGGGUUACUGCAGUGGGCUGUUUGACUCUGACUGCAGGAGUUUAUGUGUCUCUAUGACAGAGAAAACACAAACUGUGUUCUCAUUACCACCGUAACCAAACCAGACAGACACUUCUGGACACUCACCGCCACAGAUGUGCUCGCCGAGCGUCUUCUGAGAAAGCUGCAGAGAGAGAGAAAGAGAGGGAACAGCCUUGAGUCGACUGUGAUAAUGGAUCGAACACUCAGAAGGAACAACCAGAGUUGUCUCAGCUCCAGCAGCGUCACGGAGCAUGAAUACGACAUGGUGGACGACCAAGAGGAAGUGCUGAGCCUGCGCAUACUUCCUGCGAGGCCCAUGAACGAGGACUAUGCCGACCGAGCUCCUCCGAGGCCGUCGUCGCAGGGCCUGUCGUCGCACUUCACUGGUAACUCCAACAACCUCUCUAGAAGUCCGCGCAGAGAAGCCCCUCAUUUUGCAGCGCCUGCUGUAAACAGAGACCUGAAGCCUAGCAGAAGAAAGACUAGAUUAGAGACGAGGUCUGUAACUGUGCAGACAGAAGAGCAGCACCCACGCAGGUGCUCUCUGUCACCUCCGUCUUCUGCGCUGGACUCAGUACCCGGACUCACUCCUCACAAAACUUGCUGGAGAAAUGGACAAGAAAAGAGCGCUCAAAAGAACGGGUUCAGCUCACAGGCCACGGGUCCACAGAGUACAGAACCCGUUUCAGGCCUGCACAUCAAUCAUAGAAGACACUUUCUGGAUCAGGAUACACGUCACAUAGACUCAAGGUCUCGGCGAAACCUGGAGAGGGCGCCGGAAAAACACCAUCACCACGAGUGGCCUCAAACCAAAAGAGACUUUGAUCAGCACGACUUUGUUCCAAAGGAAAAGCCACAGCAGAUGUAUUGUGAAGAAGACUGGUACAUUGGGGCUUGUAAUCGAGCAGAUGCUGAACACGCCUUGCACCUGGUGAACAAGGACGGGGCGUUUUUGGUGCGCGACUGCUCUGUCAACACCAACAGUGAACCCUUGGUUCUGUCCGUGUAUCACGAGAAGAAGGUUUACAACGUGAAGAUUCGCUUCAGUGAGAGCGCCGGCAAGUACGUACUGGGAACAGGACAGCGAUCCAAUGACAUGUUUGACUCGGUGGCAGACAUCAUCAGGUUUCACAGCAUAUUUCCGAUCAUACUCAUCAGUGGCAGAAAUCUCCCUGGGAGCAAAUAUGCAGAGAACUGUGUGCUGACAUACGCAGUAACAAGGAAGGAUGUCAACCAGCUUCUUCAGUAACAGAUCCAGCACAUAUACGUAUACACUCUGCCCUGCCACUUUAUUAGGUGCCCUCUGGACAGGAGCUGACACCCGAACUGCAGGUCGAAAUGACAACGAAUCAGCACUGGACACACUUGAUAAGGCACUGGAGACAGGCACGUGAGAAAUUUUCACCACGUCAGGCUUAGCAGGUCCUUGACUGAUGUUCUUAUGGAGGCGGUCAAUGUGCUUCACAAGGCACAGCCUCCGCAUGUAGCCUUGUCCACAGUACUGACAUUUAUAUGGAUAGUUUGUAGUGUGCUGCUUCAAGUGAGUGUUCAGCUCGGCCUCGCUGAAGAACACAUUGUUGCAGUAGAAACAGUAAAACCUUGUCCCCAUGUGCUCAAGCAUGUGCUUCUCAAACACCGCAGCAUCCUUCGAAGGAAAUCCACAUUUACCACAGUACAUCACAUCUGACUCGCACCGCACACGAUCCAGACCCAGAUUCUGGUGUCCUCCGUUCACAGACGACGGGACGCUGUGAUAGCUGACAGGUUUCAUGUUGUGCCGUGUGGUCAGGGGGUCAUCUGGGUCAGCAGGGUCCCACAAAUGCAAAAGCUGCAAUCACAUUAUCCCGUAAACAUCCAUCUCCACCUGCCCUCCAUUCGUCAGGGAAGUGAAGAGUGGGAAGAUAGUGGACAGAACAGCUUUGUUUGCCCCCUGGAAGAAGAGAACGUGAGGGGAAAAAGCUUUAUUGACAUGAAUGUAAAUAGACUGUAAACACACAGAGCUUUGAGGCCCAUCGACUCCCUCCCCCCCGCACACACUCAUGUUGCUUUUGAUCUACGCCUGAAGCCAUUUCCUCUGCACAACACGGAUUGUUUAAUAAAGCUAAAGAGAUUCCGAGCGGUUAACUAGUGUGCAUUCUAUCCACCUCUUAUAAAAUUAUUCCUCCUAACCUCCUCUGAGCGCAGGGGAAAGGCCCUACCUGACCACAGCUAAGGGUCGCAGACACGACGGCCCGCAUUUCAGCUGUAAAACCUUUACGAAACAGACAAACCUCACUCGCACGUACCUGCUCGGGGGACACUGCACGGGCCGCUGUGGUAUGUUGUUUCAAUGUUUUCGAGGCAAAAAUCCCUUUAAAAUCCUUUAUUUGGAUGUGAUAGUAGUGCUUGUCAACACUGCCAACCGAGCCGUUUUUAUUUUAGCUCAGAAUCUAUCCCUCUGUGCUAGCAACGGACGGCGAUUACGGAAACAGCUGCUGCCGCCUUCAAAAUAAAGUGUCAAAAACUGACCAUUGACCGACAA